AUAUAACGGGUCGGUAAACAAGUUGAUUUUACAUUUUUGCACGUGAUUUUUUUGGCUCAGUAUUUAAGAGUUUCUUUAUUACCAAGAAAGACAGCACCAUUCAACCUAAUUUACGUCCGCAUUUACCACGUACUUUACGCUUAUUACGUAACCAGGGUUUGCGGUGGUGCGACAGUGAAAAUGGCUGAGCCGUGGAACCGAGGACAUGGCGCUGUUGAUGACAUGCUGGAUGCAGAGAACAAACUUAUGGCCGACAAUCUGGCGACCAAAGUCUCCAGACUAAAAUCGCUUGCCUAUGAUAUUGACAAAGACGUUGAAGAACAGAACAGCUACCUGGAUGGCAUGGACUCUAAUUUCCUGAGUGCGACUGGCCUGUUGACUGGAAGUGUGAAGAGAUUCUCAACCAUGGUCCGCUCCAGCAGAGACAACCGCAAGCUCCUCUGCUAUGUGUCCGUAGGCUUGGUGGUGGUUUUCUUCCUGCUCUACUAUCUGGUGACCAGGGUCCAGAACUAGGCACACAGCUUUCUAGUGUGCCAAUCGGACAUUUGUCUCAGUUUAAUGAGACGUAGCCUUCAUUCCACUGGUUUUUUUUUACAUCUCUUAUAAUGGAUAUGAUGUCUGGGAACCACCGUGGCCUAGCCUCUGGUAGGAUGGACCCCAAGGGUACAGCCUUGUCCAUAAAGACCACAAAGUAUGACCAUAGGCCUACUGGGUGCCAUCAGUGAGGUCCGUGGUAGUGGAUGAGCCUUUGACAAUGGCCUGGGAUUUGAAAGACUACAUGGCUUAUGGGGAGAGGAGUGUUAGGUCAGACAGUUACUAGCCAAAUGCCUUGGGUCACUUUUCUUCAGUUAGCCCACAAAACUGUUUAAAUAGCUACUGAAAUCUAUUUAAAUGGUGUUAUUGCAAAGACAUACCCUUUGUCUCAUUCCACACACUUGUGUCAGUGCACUGACUGUUAGUGCACACAGUGCACUGAGGUCGUCAGUGCAUAGUGUCGUGGAAAAGUUUGAGCACUAUGCACUGUGCCCUCGCUGGAAGUGAUGGCUGAGCAUGGCAUUAGCUCGCCAGAAGAUCGGUUGGUUACUGUUUACAUUGCACAGGGUGUCAUGCUUGCAUUUACAUUUCCUUCAUCCCAAAGGGCAAUUAUCACACACACAAUACUUGGGUUGGCAUGAAAAGGUUGGUGUCUCAGCAACAUUACUUACAGAAUAAGGAGACUGCAGACCAAACUCUUCUACUGAACUGAACGCCACGUUUCCUCCGUUUCAUUGUUAACAUGGCGGCCGUUUACGCGUGCAGUGUCCAUCAUUCAAGCACUGCGUUUUUCGCCAUUGUUAGGGGAUCAUCUGGGCGCUUCCAGUGCACUAUCUCAACUGGAAUUUUCAGUGUGAGCGCCGUAGGCACUGAAACACAGGCUGGAUCUCAAAUGGCGCACUUGUGCACUUCGGGAACUAUGUUUCAGUGCGUAACUAAUACGGCAUACACACUGAAACAUGAACACUAAAGUGCACAAGUGCACCAUUUGAGAUUCAGCACAAGUGCACAAGUGUGUGGAUUGAGACACAGGGAUGCACUUAUUAUGAGGACAUGUUAUUGGUGACUCAUUGGGCCGGUAGUUAAUUGUGGUAGUGUUUUUUUUUUUGAGAUUUGGGUCUGGCUCCAGUGAUGAUGAACAUAUGCCAGCACAUCAACCACACAGUAAUCCAUUCACUUCUAAAACCACAGCUAUGCGGAAAGGUGUACCUGCU
Molecule: messenger RNA, 1748 nt
Organism: Engraulis encrasicolus (European anchovy)
Lineage: Eukaryota; Metazoa; Chordata; Actinopteri; Clupeiformes; Engraulidae
Gene: bet1l
Product: Bet1 golgi vesicular membrane trafficking protein-like
Exons: 4
Coding region: 181-513 (110 amino acids)
Biological process (GO): retrograde transport, endosome to Golgi; regulation of retrograde vesicle-mediated transport, Golgi to ER
Cellular component (GO): SNARE complex
Molecular function (GO): SNAP receptor activity
Source: RefSeq, a predicted model, not a curated record